Messenger RNA from Astrephomene gubernaculifera, 3409 nucleotides. Lineage: Eukaryota; Viridiplantae; Chlorophyta; Chlorophyceae; Chlamydomonadales; Astrephomenaceae. The record is from the annotation of a GenBank genome assembly.
CUGCGAGCAUUUUGGUGUAGGCCUUGCAAGGGGUUUUGCGGCCUCCACACCGUUACACACUCUUGUAGAUAUGCUGACACGAUGAGCGGACCACCACCCUCCGUAAAUAAUGGAGGGCAAAAACGCUUGGUUUCAGGCUUUCUCUUAAUAACUUGCAUAAGCAUCGUUCUCUUGACUGGGCCAGUCUGCUUAGCGAAGCAAGCGAAGCAGCGGCGAAAGGCGCAGCAGGAGCGACCGAAGGAGCCUCUGCUAUGGACUUAUGAAGUUGUAGCCGAAUAUCCACACGACCCAAAGGCUUUUACACAAGGUCUACAGUUUGACCGCUCUUGCGACAACAGCAGCAAAACAUGCUAUGAUGUCUUCUGGGAGUCAACAGGCCUGAACGGCCAGUCCAGCAUUCGUCAGGUGGAUCUGGUCAGCGGAGCGGUACGGCAGUCCCGGCCGCUGGGUUCGGAGCACUUUGGCUGAGCCCUUCGACACGGGUCUGGGUGACGGCUGGGGCCUCACGACGGAUGGAACGCACCUCAUCGUGAGCGAGAGCUCGCAGGUGAUUCACUUCUUGGACCCAGCCACGAUGAAGGAGGUACGGCGGAUCACGGUGACGGAUCGAGGUCACCCUCUUCACUGGAUGAAUGAGUUGGAGAUGGUUGAGGGCGAGUUGUGGGGCAACAUCUGGCAGACGGAGUGCAUUGCACGGGUGGACGCGAGCAGCGGGCAGGUGCUGGGCUGGCUACAGCUGCACGGGCUGCGGGAGGGGCUGGUGCGGCGGGGGCUGGCCAGGAGCAACGACAUGGACGUGUUGAAUGGUAUCGCGUACGACCCCUCCUCCAAGCGCCUUUUCGUGACGGGCAAGCUGUGGCCGCGCGUGUUUGAAAUCGUGCCCAAGCCCUUCCCGCCGGGCCAGGCGCCCUCUUGGGAGGCUGUCAACCGGCUGUGCUGGCCUAGGAUGCAGUACGGCAUGUUGUAGGCGUGUCCGCGGCAUGUUGUGUUUAAAUAACUGGCAUGUUGUGUGUGAUUAAGGGGGUGUGUGGCUCCGCACAAGGCUGGAAUAAAUUAAGGAAUCAAUAGUUUGUAGGGAGGAGGAGUGCUGGGUGCGGUACGGCGGCGGCGCGAUGGAUGUAAGGAAGUGCGUACGGCAGGAUCGUACAAUGGAGGUUUUGUGUAGGGGUGAUUUAGUAAUGUACGAAUGGUUGUUGACGUGGACUGUGCCUUGACAAAUGCCGUUUAGAGGAAGACUCCGCACAGCCGUAAACCACAUGUACAGAUGUACUUCACUGCAGUCCGCGCGCUGUAACCAACGAAACGGUGUUUGUAGCUCAAGUUGGUCUGGCUGUCCAUCGUUGGUACUGGACUUGGUUACUGGACUUGGUUAGCAUGAGGGGUUGAGCUGCGGCCUUCCCGUUUGUCCUGGCUUGUCGGUGGCUUAAUCUAGGUGGGAGGAUGCAGCGGGGCAACGGCGCAGCAGUUGGUGAGGCAGCAGUAAGUCGGCGAAAAAGGGAAGCGGUUAGGAGGGACACGAAAACGGAAUGUCGUGUUGUGCAGGGAUGGUGGAUGGAAGAACAAUUGCGCCGGGCGCCUUGCCUUGCGCGGUACGGCAUGAACCCGUUGUAAGUGGACGCGAAGGGAACAAGCAUCCUCGAAUAAUGUGACAUGUUCGAGUAUACUGCGUCUUAGGUAUGUUUGCUUCCAUCUACCGUAUACGAACCUCCUGCUAAACAAGGUUGCGUAGCCAUGGGGUAUACGUCUAUACGAAAAUGAGCCCGUUACCAUAUUGCAAUGCAGCAUCUUAAGUACGUUUUGUAGAAUUGUGCUCGGACAACCUUACCUGUCAAAGAAGCAGCGCAGGACAAUGGGCUACAACCCUUUCCUCCUGUUUAGUUUCCUUGCUGUGAUCUCCCACAUCAACUUCACGAAGGCGACUCUUUCCGUGCAAACCGUAUCUGAAGUACAUAAAAUAUCGGUUCCAGCACCUCGGAAUUUGCCAUCAGAUGCUUGGAGGCCAACCAUCCUGACGUCGUGUCCCGCGCUGUUCUAUAAUGAGUCAGCGCCAUGUCGGAUCAAUACGAACAUCGUGUACGCCGAGGAGCUGAUAUACCCAGAUUUUCGCAUCCGACUUCCAGGAGUUGUCUCCGAGGAGCAACGGCAGAUGUACCUGCUGUUCCUUCACGAAUACCGCAACGAUUGGAAACGUGGCCGCGCCAUAGACGGUUACGGCUACUUCCUCAAUCAGCGCGGUCAAAACCUGGUGUACGCCAAUGUCUCCUACGCCGGCAGGCCCUAUCCCGGCCGAUGGGCGGAAGAUGCGUGCAUGUCCGGCCGUGCCGGCUCACACGCGAACUCAUUCCCGCCUUGGGACGGCAACGCAGAAGCGCCUGCAGCCGUCUUCAUCGCCUCUCCCGAUCACACCUACUUUCAACACUUCCUGGACCGAGUAGCCAUGAUGCUCGCGCAGACCCGGCAUCUAGGUCGACCCGAGGACUUCAAAUACAUCUCGCUUCCCAUUCCCUUGCGGUCACCCGUACAAGAACUAUGGACCAUGAUGGUUCCCGGCUGGACUCCAGAAACCUUGCUCCGAGCCAAUACGCCCAACCUGCGAACCCGGCUGCUUGUCUACCCCUGCCAGUCCCCGCUUAUCCACCCCUACACUCAGCAGCUCGCCACGGAGAUACUGCUCAUGUCUGCGGGAGUGGACCCAAACAGCAUUCCGCCUGCCAGGGAUCGCCCUGUGGUGCUGUUCAUGACGCGGCAGGGCAGCCGCAGGUGGCACAACGAGGACGAGUGCAGGCAAGCCGUGGAGGGGCUGCUUCAAACCCGGGGCCGCGGCGAGCAGCUCAUGGCUUUCAGGGCCACGGAUUACCCUUCCCUUCGGGCAGUCGCCAACGCAAGUACCCGGGUAAAGCUGGUCAUGGGCGCACAUGGGGGCGCACUCAACAACAUCGCGCUCAUGUCGCCCGGAACCGGCGUCCUCGAGAUCUGCCCGGUUUCGGGAGACUACCGGAAGUCGAGGUGCGGUGCCAUGUUUUGGGAAACCGCGAGUGUACGGAAUAUGCCGUACUGGGUGGUGCUUGCGAACAACACCAACGCGCAAUGGGAGAUCCUGUCGUUGGAUUGCCGGAUGGUGGUUGCGGCGGUUAGGGAUGCGUUGGAGGGGAUAGACGCGGGGAUGCCGAGUCCGUUGGAACGGUUCUACCAAGGAAAUGCGUUCCGAAGGACGUCGUAGUGAUGUGUUUUUGGUGAUCGUAUGAGGUAAUCGUAUAGGUGUUAUUUGCAAUGAUUGCCCAGACGAGCUGUCUGGUGAAUGUGGCGGGCGGAUUAGAUGGUGAAACUGAGGCGACUGGCGCAUCCACCAUAGUCGUGCGAGUGAGUGAUCACAGCGUACAUGCCAAUAUGCGGUAGCUUUGCUCUUCAU